Molecule: messenger RNA, 972 nt
Organism: Sabethes cyaneus
Lineage: Eukaryota; Metazoa; Arthropoda; Insecta; Diptera; Culicidae
Exons: 1
Coding region: 34-804 (256 amino acids)
Molecular function (GO): oxidoreductase activity
Source: RefSeq, a predicted model, not a curated record
UUGUGUUAUUUACCGGUUUUACGUAAUACAGCAAUGAACUUCGCCGGCAAAGUGGUUCUUAUUACCGGGGCAAGCAGCGGAAUCGGAGCUGCCACGGCCGUGAAAUUAUCCAAACUGGGCGCCUCCCUUGCCCUGACCGGUCGCAAACUAGAAAAUCUGAAUGAUAUUGCAGCAAAAUGCUCAUCCAGUGGAAGUUCGGCACCAUUCGUAGUGUCCGGCGAUAUCAGUAAAGAGGCCGAUACGGAAAAAAUUCUCAAGGCCACCAUCGAAAAGUUCGGCAGACUCGAUGUGUUGGUAAAUAAUGCGGGAAUUAUUGAAACCGGUACGAUCGAAACGACCAGCCUAGAACAGUUCGAUAGAGUGAUGAACACCAACAUCCGAGCGAUCUAUCAUUUGACUAUGCUGGCGGUGCCACAUCUGAUCAAAUCCCAGGGCAACGUAGUCAACGUGUCCAGUGUCAACGGAAUCCGUUCGUUCCCGGGAGUUUUGGCGUACAACAUAUCUAAAAUGGCCGUUGAUCAGUUUACGCGUUGCGUCGCUCUAGAGUUGGCUGCCAAAAACGUUCGAGUCAAUUGCGUCAACCCGGGGGUGACGGUAACGAAUCUGCACAAACGCGGCGGAAUGGACGAGGAAACGUACGGGAAAUUUUUGGAGCACUCCAAAACUACUCAUGCCAUGGGACGGCCAGGGCAGGCUACGGAAGUGGCCGACGCAAUCGUAUUUCUGGCGAGUGAAUCGGCAUCGUUUAUCACCGGAGCGAGUCUGCCGGUCGACGGCGGACGGCAUGCCAUGUGCCCGAGAUAAGGAAAAACAAACAACGAUGAUGCGAAAUUGGCGAAUUUUGGAGUUUGAAUGAUAUUGAUUUUCUACUUGCAUUUACAUUGCAUUUUGUUAUUAUUAGAGCAUAUGUGCGUGAAUAAUUUGUCAAUUACAGUACGCAUUGAUGCAAUAAGCUAAUAAAUGUUUGAAUUU